CUCCCCCCACUGCAGCAUGACUUCCUGGAUUGCCACCUGUGUUGUUUCCUCGUGUCGAGUCGCUCCGACGGGACGCCAGCAGACUCUUCUCCUGUCGAGGCGAUGAGGACAUGUCAUUCAUGGAGGUUAGUGACGUUACUCGCUGUGUCAGCCGUGCUCGUCCUGUCGGCUCAGAUCUUAGUCAGUGUCCUGAUUAAAGAGCCAGUGAAGACCAGACCCCUCUCAGAGCAGGAGCACAGGCUGCUGUCCCCCAACUCAUACCGCUACAUACUCAACCAGCCACUGUGCAGGGACGCCGGCCCCCUCCUGCUCUUCAUGGUCCCAGUAGCUCCGCAGGACGCUGCAGCGAGGGAGGCCAUCAGGAAAACAUGGGGAGCUCCAGGUCAGGACACCCUCACCGUCUUCUACAUGGGGGUCCCCGAGGGGGGGCAGGGGUCCAGCCUCCAGGACAAGCUGGAGGAGGAGAGCAGGGAACAUGCAGACAUCAUCCAGAUGAACUUCCUGGACAACUACCAGAACCUGACAAUCAAGACUGUGAUGAUGAUGAACUGGGUUGCGACCCACUGCCCCAGAGCCUCCUACGUCAUGAAGGUGGACUCUGACAUCUUCGUGAAUGUGUUCCACCUCCUCCGGUGGCUGAGGAGCUGCCCGCGUCAGGCCUUCAUCACAGGGUCAUUGAUAAGGGACGGCAGGCCGAGGAGGGACAGUAACAGUAAGUGGCAUGUGUCAGAGGACCAGUUCCCUGAAGACAGAUUCCCCCCGUAUGUGUCUGGAGCUGGGUAUGUCCUCUCUGCAGACCUGGCUGCCAAGAUCUCCCGGGCAUCCAGGUUUGUCCGCAUGAUCUCCAUGGAGGACGUGUACGUGGGGUUAUGUCUGCGUGUGCUGGGGGUCCGGCCUGUGUAUGCCCUCAGCCUGCCCACCCUCAGGAAUCUCUUUGAAAUCAGAGACUUGGAGUACGACAGGUGCACCUUCGCCAAACUCAUCAUUGUCAACGGGUUUAAGGCUCCAAAGCUGCUGCAGGUUUGGCAGGAUUUCUCCAAAGGCCACAGCAGCUGCUGAGGGUCAACUUUACCGAGUGUUUCACUGUUCAGACCAACGUGAGAACUGUAAAAAAGUAAGAUGUAAUGAAAUCAGUGUCCUGCUGUAGAGGAAAGAAGCCAUUACACACACAGGCAGCAGUGUGGACGUUCAGGUUCAAGGGUGAAAGGGUCCUGGGUAAUGCUGUAUUAUUAUAUUAUGCAGACAUUAUUCAAAUACUCAAAUAAAAAAGAGAAUAUAUCUUCACUCCAGAAUUACACCUUAAACCUCAACUCACAAUCACUGCUGCUUGUCCUUUAAUAUUGUAAAUUCAGUAUCUUUGUAUUUGGACUGUUGGUAGGACAGAACAGGCAAUUAGGAUACACUCCCUUGGAAAUGGUGCUGUGCUUGUCUGAAUUUUACAUUCGACCUAUUAAUGGAUAAUGGAAACCAGAGCAGAUGGAGAUAAUAUAGAGAUUGAAUGUGCCUUAUUUGGUUUUGAGAAAAAUGUCCAUCCUAAAAGCUCCAGGUGAUUUUGACAGUUCAACCCUCGAAAUAUUCAGAGAAGCAGCAGAUUUCUGGCAAUAAAGUGAUCGAAACAAAAUAGUUCCAACUAAUCAACAAUUUUCUUUAUAAUCUAUAAUUUUUUUUUAAAGUUGUGAACAAGGAAAUGCUUUUUGUGUUUUGUAUCAUCAUAAUACGAGUAACUGACAUUUUGUAAAGUAAAUAAUCAAAAAGACGGUUUAUUUUCACUGAUCUACAGAUCAGAACUUUCAGAUAUAUCAGUGACCAGGUGCAGAACACUGAUAACUGAAUAAUGCUCUCAUAUGCCUGAUGUUAUAUUUUGUGCACUUUAAAAGUCUAAAAGUUGCUGUAGGAAAAAAGUUCACUAAUCUUUAUUUAAACAAUGUUAGACAAAGCAUCUCCUCUGAGAAGCUGGAACCUGGUGUUCUGCAUUUUAGCUUUACUGACCGAGGUCAAAGACAAAAACGCACUAUAAGCAAUGUUGGAUGAAUGAAUGUCAGAAAUUCCUAUUUUAUAGGUAUUGUACAGUAGGCCUGUCAUAGUAGAGGUGUGAAUAGAACAUAAUGUUUCCUCUGAAUGUAUCAUAUACACCAAAGACUGUUCAAAAGUUCAUACAUUUUACUGGCCUUGUACUUAAUGUCCAGUUGGUGCCUGAUGGGUUUGGGCUCCACGUGGACAGUAGUUUAAACUGGGCCACUUUACCCAGCAAAACAUUUAUCUAUCCCUCUAUCUCUCUAUUCUUCUGUAUAUCUGUAUAUAUCCGUCCAUCUGGGCGUAAAAUAACCCUCAGCAUAUUUGUUGGGUUACUGUGCCUAUUUAUUUACAGUAUGUGUCUUAUGACGGAGUGCCUAUUUAUAUAUAUGUGUGUUGUACUUACAAAGGAGAACCAGGUGGUGGCAGUAUGUAUCAACUGCUGAGGUGUACUUAGUAUGAAUUUUAAAUCUAGAUACACUAUAACCUUUUCCCAGGGAUAAUUAUAAGUGCAAGUAACUAAAGAUGAGCCCUCAGAAAAGCCUUUAAGAGAAGUUUUUUUCUUUUCAGCUUCCACAUAACAGCAGACUGACCCUGCUCACUGUGAUUUACUAUGUAUGCACCGAAUGCCUCAUAGAUCUAUACUUAAGAUGUUUUGCUGCAUAUAAUUGAGAAAAUAGACAGCAUCUGACUAUAUGAUAUGUUUGUUGUUGAGUCUGUAAUCUAUCAACUUAAAUCAAUGUACGUCUUUCAUGUAAUGGGACAUGUUUUGAUUAUUCUAUAUUUCUUGCUGCUAUUGUUUUUGCUAUUGCCCAUAACGCUUAGCAGAUACAUGCCAGAGUUAAUGCUGUUUCCAUCCAGAAUAAAUAAAAUGCUGAA
This is a messenger RNA of Paralichthys olivaceus (Japanese flounder), 2892 nucleotides long. RefSeq names its product beta-1,3-galactosyltransferase 8 (gene b3galt8). The record is from RefSeq and is a predicted model, not a curated record. Lineage: Eukaryota; Metazoa; Chordata; Actinopteri; Pleuronectiformes; Paralichthyidae. Gene Ontology annotation, cellular component: Golgi membrane. Gene Ontology annotation, molecular function: N-acetyl-beta-D-glucosaminide beta-(1,3)-galactosyltransferase activity.